CAGACAUGAUCUGACCUUUGUGCAACAUGAACCUAGCAACCCAUCAUGUGAAAAAGCUUAUAUUUAAUCAUUGUAGGAAGGAAAGAACUUCCGAAGGCAGUUGUAUUACUUUCAUGAUGGCACCAAGAAAGUGAUUAACACAAAGUCGGUGACGGUAGUAGAAGAAGCGAUCAGAGAACUAUGUUUGGAGAUGAACCUUCGCAGUACAGUGGAGCAGCAGGAAUUCUCUCUUUAUUACGUCAUCGAAGCAGGCAUGGUUCUGUUGUUUGUGUUUGUCGCAUUCUUAUUCGAGAUAUACUGUACAGAAAACGUAAAGAAGAUGCUGUCCAAUGAUGAAUACGUGCUCGAUGUCACGACAGCUCUGGAGAACAUGAAGAAUGAAUAUAUACUGCUGCUGGACCGUAGUGUGUGGAUUCACCCUUUGCGGUGGGACAACGACUUGUACGUCGACGUUAUGUUUGCUCAGGUAGAAGCGGAUUACUUGGAAGGUCUGCUGGUGACCAUGCGGACGCCGGACUCUGUCAGCGUAUCAGUCAUGGAUGACAUAGUGACAUUAGGAGCGCUGAUCGUCAAGUCGAGGGAAGACUGGGACCGACAACACGUCUCGCCUCAAAUGGUCGCCAAUGUGCUGCCUCGCAUCGUUCAAAAUAUACGGCAUACCAGUCUUCAACUUUGGGCGGACCGCAUCAACCAGAAGCUGCACCAAAGCAUCGAAGACACGACGCCACAAGCAGCUAGGUCGAAGUUCUUAGAAGUUAUACAAAGCUGGCCUUUGUUCGGUUCAAAAUUUUACUACAUUGCUGUAAGGGUUUUGUUUGUCGGCACGUUGCCCGUGUGGUAUGACGUUUGGUUUAAUUUGCAGCAUGUAUAUAACCCAGCUGUGGUCGGCCCCUGCCUCUUGGCCGUCAACAAGCGAGGAAUCCACUUUCUGUCGCUGCUGACUCACGAAGAUCUGCUGUCGUUCAGACUGAACGAAAUUCUUCAGACUACUAAAACGUCUGAAGGAGAUCCCACAAUUCCAGCGGGGCUCUUACAGCUCAAAGUUGGAAACCUGCUGCAACAACAUACCAUUGCACUCGAAACAAACGAAGGCACCGAGAUUGCUCGCAUCAUUGGCCAGUACAUCUACGUCGACGGUCAGGACAAGGGAAUCAUAUACACGUAG
Messenger RNA from Soboliphyme baturini, 1165 nucleotides. Lineage: Eukaryota; Metazoa; Nematoda; Enoplea; Dioctophymatida; Soboliphymatidae. The record is from the annotation of a GenBank genome assembly.